Molecule: messenger RNA, 1281 nt
Organism: Cimex lectularius (bed bug)
Lineage: Eukaryota; Metazoa; Arthropoda; Insecta; Hemiptera; Cimicidae
Exons: 2
Coding region: 486-1157 (223 amino acids)
Source: RefSeq, a predicted model, not a curated record
UUGUUAAGUGUAGAACAUUUAGAUAAAGGAUAAUAUUGUAGAAACAGUAAUCUAUAGGGAGCAUAAAAUUAUUACUGUUUUACUAUAAAACAAAUGCCAGUAUUAAUUGUGAAAAACAUUUGUCAUAUCAAUUGGAAAGAAAAUGAUAUUGUUUCCAAAUGAAAAAUAUUUUUCUCGUGUGGUUAAUAAACUAUAGAAUAAGCAAAAUAAUAAAAUACAGUGUUUUAGUUCUUAACUAUUUUAUUUUUAACCUUUUAAAACUUAGCCUCUGUUUUAAUGCUAGAUGGUAGCAACUGUGUUACUAAUAUGCAUGCCCUUCUUUCUCAUUUCAAAUCAUAUUGUACAAAUAUUAUUUAGGCGUCUACGUAAUCGCCUCUAAAUAUUUAAGCAGAACAUGAAAGAGUUCUGUUUGAUCAGUUGUAUGAAUUUUGAUUUUUUUGCUAUGAAAAAAAGGAAGCGAUAUUCAAGGGCAGUCCACUUCCAAGAUGAGACUAUCCAUGAUCAUUUUUAUUGCCUGUUUGAGUUACUCUAAAUCCAUAGAAUUGCUUAAUCCAUCAACCAAAUAUCUCAAUGCAUCGAAAAUACCAGUUAUAGGGAAGUAUUUUGGGUCAAAAAAUGGUAAUGCGACCCCUAUUGAUGAGGCACCCGAAAAGCCUCCACCAACUGAGUCUCCACAAGAUGCUUACGUUAAUGUUUUGAAAUCAAAUGAAGAAAUAAAGACAACUAUUGGAAAUGAUUUAUUAAAAAUCAUUUCAGAACCAGAAUCUGACGAACCUAACGAAGCAGUAGAAGAAACAGUGAAUUCAUUAUCUAAUUUGGAAUAUUGGGAACCUGUAACAAGUAAAUUACAGUAUGUAUGGGACAAACUAAAGCAACUUGGCCGCUACGCUGCAAAAACUCUGAGGAAAGCCACGUCUUAUAUAGGAAAAAAAGUCAAACAUUUAAGAGUUUACAUGAAUCAAGGGCGUGAAAUAGUAGAAACAUUACACAAUGCUGUGAAAUCAGCAGGUAAAGCUACAGAAGAUUCUGAUGAACCUACUGUUCAAAAUAUAAAUAAUUUUUUUGCACGGUUGGUCUAUAUACUUAAAAAUUUUAAACAAGUUUUCAAAACCAACCCAAUAGAAAUAGCAAGAGACCGAGAAAGCUUAGCAGAAUAGAAUAAUAGAAAUAAAAAUAGAAUAGGUUGUACUGAAUUCAUUCAUUAGUUAAAAUCUUAAAACUUAGUUAUAAAUAAAAAUAAUUAAAUAAAUGUCCUCUUAGUAUUAUAGUGUUCACUUUAAA